Messenger RNA from Strigops habroptila (Kakapo), 5067 nucleotides. RefSeq names its product glycine decarboxylase (gene GLDC). The transcript has 24 exons. Bases 1920 to 4577 code for a protein of 885 amino acids. Lineage: Eukaryota; Metazoa; Chordata; Aves; Psittaciformes; Psittacidae. The record is from RefSeq and is a predicted model, not a curated record. Gene Ontology annotation, cellular component: mitochondrion; glycine cleavage complex. Gene Ontology annotation, biological process: glycine decarboxylation via glycine cleavage system. Gene Ontology annotation, molecular function: pyridoxal phosphate binding; glycine dehydrogenase (decarboxylating) activity; glycine binding.
UAUAUUCGUUAGAAUUAGAUAUGCAGUCUGAAAAAAUCAUGCACACACCAUAAAUAUUAUGUCUGGGUGACUGUCAUAGGUCUUUGCAAUUAUAUUUGUGGGGUUUUUUUAACUUUUAUAGCUUUAAGCCUCAUCUCUGCUGUGUACGUUUAGUGUAUAUCUUCAAAUUUUGGUGUGGCAGUAGGAAAGUUUGUUUUGCAAUACAGAUCCUUCCCUUGUAAUGUAACAAGCUGUCUAAAAGACAGAAAAUCGAUGGCUGUAUGUAUGCAAUAGCUGUUAAAAAACAAAACAAAACACAACAAGAAAACCUCCUGUGGAGCAGCUUAUAUUUAAGAGCUAUUUUGAAUUGCAUUGCAUAUUCCAUUACUCACAGAUAAAACCUCUCAUUACAGUAGAAGCACAAUCUUUUUGUACGUGUGUUGUUUUUCCUAGACAUUUUAGCAUAGCACUCUUCAGUGGAAGAAUUCAGCUUCAUUACUUCCGUGAAGGAGAAUAAUGAAGUAAUAAUAAUAUACGGAAAGAGAAGGCCUCUAGCCUUAGCUGGACAUUUGUUUUGCUUAGGUAUGAACGAAAAAGCCAUUCUGGUAAAUGCUAAGGUUUGCUGGCACAAGUGCAUCUACAUUUGAAAUGCUUUCAAUAUUUAUUAGUGUUCCUGCAUUGGUAGGUCACUUCUUGUACAGACAUGGUCAAUGAUGGAGAGGAGGAGUGUAGCUUGUGCUAAGAAGUUUCUGAAAUGAGUUGUUUCUUUUGGUAUAUAAUAUGACAGAAGUAUCUGUGUCCCUUUCCUGACCUAAAAAAAGCCAUUUUAAAAGUGCGUGCUGCCAUAAGCCUACUGACAGUGCUGUGAAACCACCUGAAUAUGUCACUGAAAGCCAGUAGGGGUGAAACAGCAAAAUGUCUCAUUUCCCUUAACAGUAAGAUGCAGUCACGUACCUCACCGGUUCUGGAAGGGUGCUUUUUUAAAGUCAGCUUUUUCUGCACAUACAGUUUAGGGGAAAUGUUGUUCCGGUAUGAAAUUUCUGUUCAGUCAGUAUGUACAACAAAGCUAAGCAUCUGUUUGGUACUUAAUUGUGAUCAGCUGCUACUACAGAGCUUUUUCCCCACUGUCACAGUAAGUAGACCUGAACAAUCAGCUUUUCUUUAGGUAUUGAAGGUGCUUUAGCAUGUCUAUCGUGAUUGACCCACUUGAAGUAAAAGAAAGGAUCAUCUUAUACAACAGUAAUCCUCUUUCUUUUAUCCCUGCAAAGCUACUGUCUACCUCAGUUGCAGUUAUCCCUUCAAUGCUGCUAUUGUAUGUACAUCUUUAUUUCAUGGGUAGGCUUUAUACAUAUGUACUUCUGUUUUCUUUUUUUUCUUCCCCCCCCCCCCCAAAACAGAAAUAAAUUUUUAAAUUCAGGAUUUAACUUUAAAAAAUGAGUCUACAAGCUCUGCCAUUCCCCCCCCCCCCCAAAUAUUCCCAGUUACAUUCUCAAAUUUUACAAUUUAUAAAUGUUACUUUAUAAAAUCUGUGUAAGAACUUAUGUUUGGUCUUAAGUUAGCCAGGCUGUAGAGCAAAUCAGGGGCUAUUGAUUUUCAUUACUCAGGAAUGCAGCUCAUUAUGGGUUGUCUUCCUAAAGGCAAGCCCUGAUGAACUAUUAGGCUGUGUAAAGCAUCAGGAAAGGACCCUUCCUCCCAGGUCUCUUCAAAGAGGCGUGCCAAAUGCAGAGGUGUGUAUUUGAGCUAUACUACUGCUGUUGUCUUCGUAGUGACCAGAGGAGGAGCUAAGUGAGGAGAAGCAGGAAUGUGAGGAGUGUGCCCUCCAGCAUUUCACCAUCCUCAUUGAAACUAGUAGUGUAAUUGUCUUCACAGGUGAAAAUGAAGUCCUUGAAACUCUACACAAUAUUGCAAGCAAAAACAAGAUAUGGAGGUCCUAUAUAGGCAUGGGUUAUUACAACUGCUCAGUGCCUCAGCCCAUUGCACGGAAUUUGUUGGAGAAUGCAGGAUGGGUUACCCAGUAUACUCCUUACCAACCUGAAGUCUCCCAGGGCAGGCUGGAGAGUCUGCUGAAUUACCAGACUAUGGUAUGCGAUAUCACAGGAAUGGAUGUGGCUAAUGCAUCUUUGCUGGAUGAGGGGACAGCUGCUGCAGAAGCCAUGCAAUUAUGUCACAGGCACAACAAAAGAAGAAAGUUCUAUGUGGAUACCCGAUGCCACCCUCAGACUAUAGCAGUGGUCCAAACUAGAGCAAAUUACACGGGUGUUAUUACUGAGCUCAAAUUACCCCAUGAAAUGGAUUUCAGUGGAAAGGAUGUCAGUGGAGUAUUAUUUCAGUAUCCAGACACUGAAGGGAAGGUGGAAGACUUCUCUGAACUUGUUGAAAGAGCUCAUCAUAGUGGGACUCUCGCCUGCUGCGCUACUGAUCUUCUAGCUCUCUGUAUUCUGAAGCCUCCUGGAGAGUUUGGGGUAGAUGUUGUCCUGGGUAACUCUCAGAGGUUUGGUGUGCCGCUGUGCUAUGGGGGACCUCACGCGGCAUUCUUUGCUGUCAAGGAAAAUCUAGUGAGAAUGAUGCCGGGCAGAAUGGUGGGUGUUACAAGAGAUGCAAACGGAAAGGAAGUGUACCGACUUGCAUUGCAAACACGAGAGCAGCAUAUCAGGAGGGAUAAAGCUACCAGCAACAUCUGCACAGCACAGGCUCUCCUGGCUAACAUGGCAGCCAUGUUCGGUGUAUACCAUGGGUCUGAUGGCUUAAGGCAUAUUGCGAGACGGGUACACAAUGCUACUCUAAUCUUGGCUGAAGGUCUCAGGCGAGCUGGUCAUAAACUACAUCAUGAUCUGUUCUUUGAUACCUUGAUGAUCACGUGUGGAUGCCCAGUCAAAGAGGUUUUGGACAGGGCAGCUCUUAGAAAGAUAAAUUUUCGGAUUUAUAGUGAUGGCAGACUUGGAGUAUCACUUGAUGAAACUGUAAAUGAGAAAGACCUGGAUGACAUAUUAUGGAUUUUUGGUUGCGAAUCUUCAGCUGAACUGAUUGCUGAGGGUAUGGGUGAGGAAACCAAAGGCAUCCUUAGCACCCCAUUUAAGAGAACUUCCAAAUUCUUGACACAUCAGGUUUUCAACAGCUAUCACUCUGAGACAAAUAUUGUGCGAUACAUGAAACGAUUAGAAAACAAAGAUAUUUCCCUUGUUCACAGCAUGAUUCCUUUGGGCUCCUGCACAAUGAAGCUCAAUAGUUCAGCUGAACUUGCACCUAUUUCAUGGAAGGAAUUUGCCAGCAUCCACCCUUUUGUGCCCCUGGAGCAAGCUCAAGGAUAUCAGCAGCUUUUCAAGGAUUUAGAGAAGGACCUAUGUGAGAUUACUGGCUAUGACAAUAUCUCCUUCCAACCAAACAGUGGAGCCCAAGGAGAGUACACAGGUUUGGCUGCAAUCAAAGCUUACCUAAAUGCAAAAGGAGAACGUCAUAGAACUGUUUGCCUUAUUCCUAAAUCUGCUCAUGGCACAAAUCCAGCAAGUGCACAAAUGGCAGGGAUGAAGAUUCAGCCAAUUGAAGUGGAUAAAAAUGGAAGCAUUGAUAUAACCCAUUUAAAAGCAAUGGUGGACAAGCACAAAGAGAACUUGGCAGCCAUCAUGAUCACAUACCCUUCCACCAAUGGUGUGUUUGAAGAGCAGAUCAGAGAUGUGUGCGACCUGAUUCACAAGCAUGGAGGCCAGGUUUACUUAGAUGGAGCAAAUAUGAAUGCCCAGGUGGGGCUGUGUCGUCCUGGAGAUUAUGGCUCUGAUGUCUCUCACUUAAAUCUUCACAAAACAUUUUGCAUUCCCCAUGGAGGAGGAGGACCUGGAAUGGGGCCAAUUGGAGUGAAGAAACAUUUGGCUCCCUACUUGCCUACCCACCCUGUCAUCAAAAUACAGCCGGAUAAGGAUGCAUGUCCUUUGGGUACUGUCAGUGCUGCACCUUGGGGUUCCAGUGCUAUACUGCCUAUUUCCUGGGUGUACAUCAAGACAAUGGGAGCAAAGGGUCUGAAACAUGCUUCUGAGAUUGCUAUACUAAAUGCAAAUUACAUGGCGAAGAGACUUGAGAAGCACUACAAAAUCCUUUUCAGAGGAGCAAGAGGUUAUGUAGCCCAUGAAUUCAUUUUGGAUACAAGGCCUUUCAAAAAAACGGCAAACAUUGAAGCUGUAGAUCUUGCAAAGAGACUUCAGGAUUAUGGUUUUCAUGCUCCAACAAUGUCCUGGCCAGUGGCAGGGACGCUUAUGAUUGAACCAACAGAGUCUGAAGACAAGGCAGAGCUGGACAGAUUUUGUGAUGCAAUGAUCAAUAUUCGUCAGGAAAUUGCUGAAAUAGAGGAGGGCAGGAUGGACCCCCAAAUUAACCCACUAAAGAUGUCACCACAUACUCUGAACUGUGUCACUUCUUCCAAGUGGGAUCGUCCUUAUCCCAGAGAAGUGGCAGCAUUCCCAUUGCCAUUUGUGAAGCCUGAAAGCAAGUUUUGGCCUACAAUUGCUCGCAUUGAUGACAUAUACGGAGAUCAGCAUCUGGUUUGUACCUGCCCACCAAUGGAAGCCUACGAAUCUCCCUUUUCUGAACAGAAGAGAGCAUCUUCGUAAGACUGCUUCCGGCUGCCUGGAUUUCUGAGUCCAUCAAGACGGCCUUUACCUCCCAGACCUGACAGGAGAUUUAUAUACUAUGUAUAUUUUGGAUAAUCACCAUGCUUGUUAAUUCAGUCACUGCUCAGUUAAAAUGUAAAUACAAUCAAUACGCUAAGUGUAAACAGAAUUUGAUGGUUCCACAGCAGUUGAAUAUGAAGUUGCCUCGAUUGAGCAUUUUGUCUGUUUUGUGCUAAAGUUUUAACAAUUAACACCCAAAUUGCAAAUUGGCAUCGAAGAUAUGGCUAAAAAAGUAGAAAAUAUGUAGAUGCAUAGGCAAUAAUAAUGAGUAUUAACUGUGGGAGUAAUUGUUUAUAUUUUGUAAAAAACGAUGAAGUAGAUUGUUUAAUAUACUUCACAUUAUCACUAGCAUUGCUAGUAUCAAUAUUUCAUACUGGUUUUUUUUUACCUACCAAUGUUAGUAGUCUAAUAAAAUUGGUCAGAAUUUUAA